Messenger RNA from Anguilla anguilla (European eel), 1088 nucleotides. RefSeq names its product complement component 1, q subcomponent, B chain (gene c1qb). The transcript is spliced from 3 exons. Gene Ontology annotation, molecular function: protein binding. The record is from RefSeq and is a predicted model, not a curated record. Lineage: Eukaryota; Metazoa; Chordata; Actinopteri; Anguilliformes; Anguillidae. Bases 172 to 879 code for a protein of 235 amino acids.
CUAUUUUUUUCCUGACUUCCUCUGGGAUGAACUGUAGCAAUCUUUCACAUUUGUUUUCUUAAUAAUGUAUUUCUUCAUGUGAUCUGGCUGGAGUGAGAGCGCUCCAACUGCCUCUUUACCAUACGACUCAUAUUACUGCAGACAUUGGUGAAUACUUGAUCUUCUUAUCCCAUGAUGUCAGUCCAAGCCACAGCACUGAUUGGAAUUCUGAUUUCUUUUGUGACUUCAUCAGUCGCAGACACAUGCAGUGCAUACAGGGGUUACCCUGGUGUGCCAGGCAUUCCAGGCUCACACGGGCCAAAUGGGAAAGAUGGGCCAAAGGGACUGAAAGGAGAUGACGGGGAUCACGGCCAGCUUUUGAAGGGGCAGAAGGGGAAACCUGGGUUGAUGGGGUUCCCAGGGAGGGCAGGCGUUGAGGGGGACCCUGGGUUUCCAGGCAUACCUGGAUUUCCAGGUCCCAAGGGAGAGAGAGGGAUAUCAAUGGCAGUCACUUCUUCCAAGAAAUCCUACUUCUCCGUCAAAAAGUUCUACAAAAACCAGCUCAAACGAGACACCCCCAUAGAGUUUGAAGGGGCAGUCGUAGAGGGCGACUCCCUGAACAAAGGAGUUUUCCGGAGCACCAUCAAGGGCUACUACUAUUUUGCCUUCCACGUGACUGGGCGCGCUGUCAUCUGCCUCAAUAUUAAGAAGGGACUGGAGACGAAGGUGGGUUUCUGUGACUCAGCAGAGAGAGGUUUCCUGGUGACCUCUGGCUCAUUGGUGCUGAAGCUGGAAGUGGGGGAUGAAGUCUCCUUACAGCCCACUGACAACAUCUCUGUCACGAGCGGUGCUGGUGCUGACAGCAUUUUCACCGGCUUUCUGCUCUUCGCAGUCAGCUAGAGCUCCCCUGUAGGCCACAGGUGGAACAACUCUGGAGCACUGCCAAUAAUAAUAGUAUAAAUAUUUCUUUUAAAAACUUCACUACUGUCAUAUGUGGCAGUGAAAAUGAUACUUUCUGCUUUCACUUAUUUCAUACUAUUAAGUGACUGUACUGGAACGUGUUAAAAAAUAUGCCAUUAUUUGUAACAAUAAAUAAGCCACAAACAGCA